Messenger RNA from Topomyia yanbarensis, 3378 nucleotides. RefSeq lists its product as uncharacterized. Bases 969 to 2429 code for a protein of 486 amino acids. The transcript is spliced from 5 exons. Lineage: Eukaryota; Metazoa; Arthropoda; Insecta; Diptera; Culicidae. The record is from RefSeq and is a predicted model, not a curated record. Gene Ontology annotation, biological process: positive regulation of fibroblast growth factor receptor signaling pathway; signal transduction; positive regulation of epidermal growth factor receptor signaling pathway.
CACGUGAGUGGAAGUGUUCGCAGCGUAGUGUCUUCAGCGCGAGUUUCCAUCAGUGAGAUUCCAUUAAAUCAACGAGAGCGGUAUUUGUCGGGACUGGUCGCAGUGUCGUUCAAUUUCAAUUGUCAGCAUUAGUGUUCAGUGCGCGGUUGAGGAAUUUUUCGAGUGAGAACGGAAAAAAGCGGAAAGUGCUGAUAAUACUGUUUUGAUUAGUGAGGAAUAGUUAUUGGGAACUGUGCUCGCCGGGACGACGAGUGGCGGCGAUCUUAUCAGCACCGUAAAGGACUGUGUGGAUUUUAUGCAGAAAGCGUUUCCAGUUGGCUAUUUUUGGAUUGAAAAGUGCAUUUUUGUGAUGAUUUAUGUUAGCAGCGGGGUGCACGAUAUCAUAUAGUGCGUCCAUGUUUUAAGUGAAACAAAAAAAAACGACAAGUGUAAGUGAUUCGUGGAAGUAACAUAAAAACAAGAAUUUGGCUAUUAAAAAGCUAAUUCGCUGCAAAUAAUCGGCUUUCAAGCAGUGUGCUAGUGAAGAAAUUGCAAAAGCAUUUACUUUUGACAAAGAGCAAUCAAAGCGCAAAUUGCCCGGUUGAAAUUAAGCGAAACCAAACAACGGUGGCCGGAGCUUCAAAACCAGCAGCAGAAACAGAAGAAAAUCAAAUUUCGCAAAAGUGCUUUUGUGUUGUUUUUUCUUCGCUUCGCCCGAAACCAGACAACGAAUGAAUGCAUCUGUCAUAAAAAUGAUUUAAUGAACAAAUUGUUUCGCUGAUUACCCACGGAACGAGGACCGUCGUCGGAGUCUGUGAAGCUGCAGCAGCCAGCGAAGCAACGCGAAAUAAAAGAUAACCUUUCGGGAUUAAGCAUAAACAAUCCGUUGGGCAGUGAGCCGUAAACGGGUGACUUCUCGCAGUCGCCCCCAACACCCCCGAUUGAAACGAAGUUGAGCUUGAAGUGUUAAUUGAUACAAUCUACAGAAGAUGCUGAAACACGUGCAGAUCUCUCCAAUGCGUGGCCGGUCGGAUUCGCUCUCGAUGCGGUCGUCAACCUCCUGUGCCUCGUCCCUGUGCGGAAGUCCUGAACCGCCGGGUGAUCAACUCCGCAGCCAUUCGCGGGCAUCCAGUUAUUCCAGCUUGAAUGAAACCAUACCGCAGACAACCAUCAAAAUAUACACGGCAUGCCUCCGUCAGGACAUUGAGUACAAAACGCUAGGGAUCUCGUACGACGCAACCAGCAAAAGUGUUGUUCAGCAAUUGCUUAGACGAUGCAAAAUGCGACACCGGGAUCCACGGUUGUUCUACCUCACAAUGGAAGUUACGGUACGGCGACCGGGCGUGAAAUCGGUGCUGGAACUGGACGACGAAGCCCGACCGGCGCUGCUGCAAGCUUGCCAUCCCAAGGGUGACUCCAGAUUUUGCCUGCAGCAAAAACCUGGCGGUCUAAUCCGGGUCCACACGUCAGCUCUUCAGCCCAACUCCCAGUACAAAUCGCUACUCAUCUCGGAGGAAACCACCUCAGAUGAGCUGCUAGCGCUUCUGCUCUCCUGCUACAAUUCACUCGAACCCGUAGAACAGUUCAGCCUGUACGAGGUCUGCCCGGGUCAGGAAUACCAACGCAAGCUACACCCGGACGAUCUGCCGCUGAAAACGCAACUCCAACGUCAACAGAAGAACGAAAUUAUGCAUUUUUUGGUUCGACGAAACCCAAACUAUCCCCGCCGACGACAGAUGCUAGCUCCCAUCUCCGAAUCCAAGCACUUUAUCAUCAGCCCGGGACUGAACCACAGGCUAUCGCUGCACUCGUCGACCUUCCCGCUAAGUGCCGUCACUACCCCAACCAACACGCUAAUCUCGGACAUUGUGGAUGGAGUUUCGUCCCUCAACAAUCUGAAGGAACCCAAAAGCUUAGCCCUUCGGGAAUGCCUAUCUUCCUCUUCCUCCUCAUCAUCAACCACAUCUUCAUCAUCCUGUUCGUCCACGUCCUCUUCAUCCAGCCGAACCGACAGUGAGAAAGAAGAUAACAAUAACGACACCGUGACAAGUUGUCUUCAGUGCAAAUCAACCAAAUCGGGAUGCAGUGGACAUUCACAGCGAAGGGACUUCACCGAAGAAACCGUACCCGCUCCAGCUGUUAAAGGCAAGAAUCUCGAUCGCUUCCCACUGGCUCCACCGCGUCCUUCCAAAGCCUCUCUGUUGCCAUCGGUGCUGACUGCCCCGAACGUACCUUCGUACAACCCCGUGUACAACAUCCGGGAAAUUCGGACCGUGUGUAAUUCCUUCUCCUCGUUGGGAAUUGAUAAGAAGCUGGUAGACAUUGAACGAUUCAACGGCAGCAGUGACAACUCGAAUUCCCUUAACUGCAAAAUAUUGCGGAAUAACAUCGUCAAGGAAGCUGUCAACACCGACCCCAUGAAGGGGGUAGGAAAUUUUAUCUAUAUCUGAACAAUUGACCGCAGUGAAGCAAUCUGCCAGGGCAAAUCACCAAAGUCAACUGCAAACAACUUUUCCAAAAUGAUUUGCACCAUAGAGACGGAAAUUUCCGAUUAGGCAACUUUUCCCACUCCACCCCCCUGGGUGAAACGAAGAAGUUUGCUUCGAACGUCACAGAAACAGUCGCCCAAGACGACACCGCAAAUACAAGAAGAAACACAUUUAUUCGUAUAUAUUUUAUUUCAUCCUAGUCAAAGUUAUUAAUGUUAUUAUAUCGAUUUUAUUUGAAGUUUGUUUUUGCCGCUGCUGCUGCAACAUUUGUAUGUAUAUUCUUUUGCCUUCUCCAAAAACGAUCGAAAGCAAUCAUGGAACAUGUAAUUCAAGCCAAAACAGCGAAACUCCUCAACGCGGAUGAAACUUUUUUUUCCCCAAUCAACAUGUAUUUGAUAGGAUAGUGAUUAUGCGAGCCAGAAUCGAAUCUUGUAAAGUAACCUUAAGAAACGCACAGACAGCAGAUACAUAAAUGUGACAGUUUUCUUUUCGGGAAGAAGCGCUGCAUGCCAAAGAAUCGACUAGAUUUUAGAACAUUGAACAAGGUUAGAAUUUAUUUAGAUAAGACUAUUCAACGAAACUCAGUAAAACCAAAUAUGAUUACAAACAACAAAGCUGCUUGCAAACCAAUAGAAAGUCAAACUAGUUGAGGGUAGUCAGAUCGCUGAAAUCAUACUUAUCGAGAUAGACCGUAUUACUCAAAUUGUAAAACUAAUAGUCACGUACCCAAAUCACUUGCGAAAUGUGUGAACACAAUCCAUAUGAAUACACACCCUCGUAUGUAGUCCUGAAGGAAAAUCCGUUAUAUAAACUUGUACACAUACAGCUAGCUUUUAAGGUAAAGCUCGAAGCGUUUACUUCGGGCCUGAAUAAAGAUGAUGAGAGAAAAGUUAUGAAGUGAAAAUUGAAA